AUGGACACCGCCGGGCCAGACACUACCAAGAACGAGUCGAAUCAAUGUCCACAUGAUAUCGUCGACACCGUCUACGAAGGCGAAGGCUCUUCGUUCGUCAUCACGGCUGCACCGCCCCGUCAUGACGCCCUGCCCAAGGGCGGCUGCUUCCAGUACACCACGGGCGCUACAGGCCGGUGGGUGAGCCUUGUCUAA
Messenger RNA from Colletotrichum paranaense, 195 nucleotides. RefSeq lists its product as uncharacterized. The transcript has 2 exons. The record is from RefSeq and is a predicted model, not a curated record. Bases 1 to 195 code for a protein of 64 amino acids. NCBI's taxonomy places the organism in Eukaryota, Fungi, Ascomycota, Sordariomycetes, Glomerellales, Glomerellaceae.